Messenger RNA from Paramuricea clavata, 420 nucleotides. The record is from the annotation of a GenBank genome assembly. Lineage: Eukaryota; Metazoa; Cnidaria; Anthozoa; Malacalcyonacea; Plexauridae.
AUGGAUCGCCAGGAGGUUACGCUUCUUGUGCUAAUCGACCUAAGUGCCGCAUUCGAUACUAUCGACCUGCAUGCAAUCCUCCUGGAGACACUUGAAAAGGACUUUGGUGUAACUGGAAAUGCCGUCAAAUGGCUAACAUCUUAUAUAUCCGAGAGAAAACAAACGAUUUUAAUUAAAGACCAUAAAUCGGAAGUUUUCAAUCUUCAAUCGGGAGUACUGCAGGGUAGCUGUCUUGACCCUCUCCUCUUCAUACUCUACGUGGCUGGGUUAUUUAAGAUCAUUGAUAAAAAUCUUUCUAAUGCAUAUACUUAUGCAGAUGACACCCAGAUUUAUCAUUCGUUUCGGCCAGAUACAUCUCUAUCGCAAGAUGCUGCACUAAAGAGUAUUGAAAACUGUGUUGCUGACAUUCGUACCUGGUGA